AUGUAUGGAUCUGGUACUCGAUUCUGUGGUACUGUUUCAUAUGAUGUUACAGCUUCUAUCUGUUGUGGUGGCAAGGUAUAUGAUUCAGGUAAAAAUGGCGCAGACCAAUGUUGCCAGAACAAGCCGUACAACUCAGCUGCUGAAAUAUGCUGUGACGGUGAAAUACGGAAGAAGUCAAAAACUGGUGAUGACUGUUGCUGUGGACCCAAAGAUUCAUUUAACGCGGUAAAAGAAAUUUGUUGCGACGGAAAACCCCAAAACCGUGUGGCUGGAGAUAAGACCCAGUGUUGCGGUCAAACCAGCUUCGAUCCAUCGAAGUACGUUUGCUGCGACGGCAACCUCUCCAAAAUAACCAAUGAUGGUGACAACUGGUGCUGUGGUAAAUCAACAAUGAAUACCAACACACAGAUUUGUUGUGAAGGAAGAGCUCAACCCUUGUACAAAGGUGAAACUGCAUGCUGUAGGGAUACAAGCUAUGAUAUGACAAAGACAGUCUGUUGCGGAAACGGUAAACUGCAAGACAAGAAGGAUCCUGAGGACAAUGCAUGCUGCGGGCCAACAACCUUUGAUACUAAAACUGAGAUAUGCUGCGUGGGGAAUGCCCAAAAGGUCCCAGAUCCAAGGUACGGUCUUUGCUGUGGUAACCUCGGAUAUGAUUCCCGAACACAUAUGUGUUGCGAUGGUACAAUUCGCAAAAAAGCCAAGGUGGAGGACAACUGUUGCUGUGGAAAUACCACGAUGAACACAGAAAAAGAAAUAUGUUGUGAAGGUGUACCACAACCGUUGCCAAUGAAGAACGGCGAUUUUUCACAGUGCUGUGGACAACAGACAUACGAUUCUGAGUCAGAAAUUUGCUGUCUCGGAGGAAUCCGCAAGAAAGCAAACAAGGGAGACAACUGUUGUUGUGGAAAUACGACUAUAAACACAAAUACGCAGGUCUGCUGUAACGGCGUUCCGCAACCAAUGCUUAAAGGAUUGGAAACCAAAUGUUGUGACAAAACGAGCUACAACCCUGACGAGCAUGUCUGCUGUGAUGGCCUAAGUCUACGAAAGAAGAAAAAUAAAAAUGACAACUGGUGUUGCGGAUUAAUACGACAGAAAAGAGCCGACGCUGACGACUGUUGCUGUGGAAACACAACAAUGAACACAGCCACAGAAAUUUGUUGUGAUGGCGUUCCGCAACCAAUAACAAAAAGUGGAAACUGGAACUGCUGUGGAAGAAAGGCUUACAACAUGGAUGAGAAUAUUUGCUGUGAACUGACUUUGGUCAAGAAGAAAAUCUGCUGUGCCGGCAUUCAGCCUCAACCAAGGAGAGGAGAUGUUACACUGUGUUGCGGUCUUGUUAGUUAUAAUCCUGAAGAAUAUCUUUGCUACAAUGGUCAGCUUAUUAAAAAGAGGAACAAAGAUGACGACGCCCCUUGUGGAAGUUCUACUAUGAAUACUAAUAAAGAAAUUUGCUGUAAAGGCAACCCAAGACUUGGAAACAUUGCAACCUCUGACUGUUGCGAUGACAAAUCAUACGAACUGGCUGCUUUUAUUUGUUGUGAAGGUGUUAUCAGUUAUGACCAGUCAAAAAGCGUUUGCUGCGAUAAUGUUGUUGUUACAAAAACGUCAAAGGAAGACAAUGCCUGCUGUGGAAACACUACUAUUGAUACGAACACCGAGAUCUGUUGCGACGGGUUGUUUGUGGAGCCAGCCAAGGGUGGAAAGAAUGCAAGAUGUUGUGCAGGCAAGAGCUACGACUCAGAAUCAGAAAUUUACAACAUAAAAGAAAUGAGUUGCUGUAACGGAACUAAUCCAACAAAAAAGAGGAAUCCUUCAGAUGACUUAUGCUGUGGCGGCACAACAUAUGACUCAAACAAUGAAGUUUGUUGUGAAGGUAAUCCAAAAAAGAAGACAGGCGGUGAGCGCACACAAUGCUGUCACGAAGAAUCAUAUGAUCCAAGCGUAUAUUUCUGUAACGGACAAUAUCUAGUGCUAAAAAGAAAUAAAAAUGACAACUGCAUAUGUGGCAAUACAACAUUUAAUACUGAAACGGAAAUAUGUUGUGAAGAACAGCCUCAAAAAAUGCUUGGUGGGGCCAAUACUGGCUGCUGUGGGCCAAGAAGCUAUUCUAUUGCAGACGAACUUUGCUUUAAUUUAGAAAUAAGAAAGAAAGCUAAACCCGGCGAUGAUGCAUUUUGUGGUAAAACAACGAUGAAUGCAAAGACUCAAGUAUGCUGUUUGGGAGAGCCAAAGGAAGCUUUUGGAGGAAUCUCUUCCCGAUGUUGUGGUGCCAAUAGCUUCAACCCAUCCACACAUAUCUGUUGCGAUGGAGGUCUCCGGAAACUCCGAAAUUCUAACGAUAAUUGCUGCUGCGGUGCGACAACUUUCGAUACAAGGACUGAGGUUUGUUGCGAUGGUUCAGUUCCACAACCUGCUAAAGGUGGAAAUAGAACUCGAUGCUGUGGAAAGGUUAGCUAUGAUUCUCUUAGUAACUUAUGCUGUGAUCAAGUUUUGUUCAAAAAAGUCAAUAAUGACGACAACGUGUGCUGCGGUAACACAACAAUGAACAGCAGAUCACAGAUAUGCUGUGAAGGCAAAUUCCCACGGACUCGAGUAGGUGGCGACAACACGAUGUGCUGCGGUGACGUAAGUUAUGAUCCUAGAGUACAUUUAUGUUGUGAAGAGAAGCUUAUAAAGAAAGAGAAACCGGACGAUGACUGUUGCUGUGGUAACCUGUCGAUGAAUUCCAAGCAAGAUAUUUGCUGCAGAGGUUUUGUGCAGAGACUCGUUGGCGGUGAAUACACGUCAUGCUGCGGUGCAGUAAGUUUCGAUACACGCAAACAUGUGUGCUGUAACGAACAACUAAGGGUGAAGAAACAAGAGCAAGACGAUUGUUGUUGCGGAAACACUACCGUAAGUGCAACAACCGAAAUUUGCUGUGAAGGAAAUCCCCAGCCGUUGGUUGGUGGACCGAAUACCGACUGCUGUGGAAAAAAUUAUGGUCCAUCUACAAAAUGCUGUGGAAUUGUUACCUAUGAUAGUGAUAAAUCUGUGUGUUGUGGUGAAGAAGUAAGGCAGAAGCGAACCUCAACCAAGGAGAGGAGACGUUACACUGUGUUGCGGUCUUGUUAG
Dreissena polymorpha is the source of this 3117-nucleotide messenger RNA. RefSeq lists its product as uncharacterized. The record is from RefSeq and is a predicted model, not a curated record. Lineage: Eukaryota; Metazoa; Mollusca; Bivalvia; Myida; Dreissenidae. The transcript is spliced from 8 exons. The coding region runs from base 1 to 3117 and encodes 1038 amino acids.